UCAAGUUGAUGCUUCAUUAGCGAGCUUGCUUGGCAUUGUAGUAGAAAUUAUCGGUAAAGGAAAGCACAUGACAGAAUUUCACACUUCUCAACAGAAAAGAAGGGGUUUUGAUCGGAAGGUGGGACGAAAUAAGGAAAUGACCAACCAACGCAUUCUUGUUAUAUUCACCCUCUCAUAAUAGAUAAAGACAUCGUGUUCCAUUAGAGGGACUUGAACGGUGGCCGAUUGUUGUGGCAAAAUCUAUUAGAUGUAUAAUUAGUGGAGCUCUUUUCAGACAAGAAUCCAGUAUAUUUGUAUACAUAUCUUUCUAUCUGAAUACAAGCGAAUACAUUUGUGUGCGGAACUCGAGAUAGAAUAGCGACGGAAGAAAAGUAGACGCACUUAGAAUACGGACGAGGGCUUUUUACUUGAUCAAUGAACGCCUAUUUGAUCAAACUUGAUCAAGCUAUUUCCCGUUGAUCCGGCGUUGAAGGUAAACUGUUCACUUCAAACUGGGCAAAUAUUUCGUGACUGCCGGGGACUUCGAAGAAAUUAUAUGCGAUGGUCUCGUUUUAAGGAGAAAUGUCGUCUGGUUUAGAUUUCAUUCCUAAAAUGACUUCUAAAUGAAAAAAUAUAUAUAGGCUUUUGAAAGCUCUUGUUGAACCGAAGCACAGGGAUAAUUUACUGCAUGCGGUUAGGGCAGCGAAAACAGUCAGAAAACUAAAGAAGUAAAGUGACUACCAGUGCUGUGGUUAAAAGAAAAAUUGACAAGGCGAUACAGUAUUUUGGCAACAAAGUGGGGGUUAUAACAUGCCCAAGAAGAGGUUGCACAAACGAGCGAUGGAAAAAAUGCGAAGCUUGCUUGCAAUAAAGCGUAACAAGCAAGAAAAAGUCGGUUCAGAAUCAGGGGAGGAAACUUUGAAGAGGAAAGUCGAAGCAAAACCAUUAAAGGAAGCCCAAGAGACUGUGACAGAAAAACGACAGGAAAACACUUUGCAUGAAAAUAAUAAUACGCAUCGUAAGAAACAGAAAACCAUUCGCUUUAGCCGAAAGGCCGUGCAAAGGAAUAAAUAUCUUAGAGAAAAGCUUGGUGUUCCCAGACAAGUUUUAGGGUAUUGCCCAAGGUUUUGUACAAUUCGAGAGGAAGACGAAGAAGAAAGUGAACCUCAGUUGAAAACCAAAACAGACACAUAUUCAUCUCCAUCUAGAAAUCGGGAUCACGCAGAAAAAGAAAAUUAUAAUUGCGACGAGAAUUCAGACGACGAAGAUGUAUAUCAUGAGGUCAGUUACCUGAGAUUAGCUGCAAAGGGGAGUAAUAAUUAUUUGGGUGCAUCUGAGAUAAGCGAAAGGGGUGAUUGCGCAGGUGACAAACUAAACGAAAACAUUGAUAGCUACGGCAAAUGUGAUGAAAUCCUGGGUAAAGGCAUUGUAAAUGCAGAUGAGAAAGCGGACGGCAGUUCAAAGCGUUUUAUUGAAUGCGAAGGUGCUACAAAAUGCGAAACGAAUGCUGAAUCUCUCUCAGACGCUCAGCUAGAUUUGUCUGAGUCGACAGUCUUGAGGCAAGUAAAAGAGGAAAUUUUAGCCAUCUGGCACCGACUUGUAGCAAUCGAGAGUGACUUUACCGCCAUAAGGUCCACAGUUAAGGAGUUACGGCGAGGGGAGCCUGAAUUGUAGCCAAAACCCAGCACAGAGCUUAAUAUGUAUAAUUGAUUUUUAAUGAAAAAACUAAAUACAUAAAUUCAGGACAAUUGCAAGAGUAUAAAAAGGUCAUGCUUUGUUAGCUUGCCUAUGCCUUAUGUUCGCACCGCCUGGAUAAUGCCGCCUGGUUAGCACAUUGUUCUUGCGGUGCUCACUACCCCAUAUAUGUUAGCAAACGUUCCUUUCGCCAAACACAAACAUGACAUCUUCGCCUCUAUCUCUUCACAUCCCUAUGGAUCACACCCUUUAAAUAGCGCUUUGCCUGGUUUAAAUAUCUCGAGUUGCGCUUACGAUUUAACAAAACCACUAAUUGAGGCUUUUCGAAAAGGGUCAUUUUGUCACAGUGAUAAAAGCUUGAUGAAAGAUAAUUAUUAAAAUAACGCAUUCGCUCGGCCACGGCGAUUCAACGUUUGUGCGCAUUCGAUUUUGGUUGCCCAUUCUCCCAAUUCACACAUUUUGUGUUGCAUAAUUUCUCCGAUCAGCGCAAUGAUCCAUGUUACAUUACGCAUUUACUUGGCUCACGCAUGUUGCAUUGUGCAUUUACUCGGCUCACGCAUGUUGCAUUGUGCAUCUACUCGGCUCACGCAUGUUGCAUUGCGGAUUUACUCGGCUCACGCAUGUUGCAUUGCGCAUUUACUCGGAUCACACCUGUUACAUUACGCAUUUACUCGGCUCAUGCAUGUUCCAUUGUGCAUUUAAUUGGCUCACGCAUGUUGAAUUGUGCAUCUACUCGGCUAACGCAUGUUGCAUUGCGGAUUUACUCGGCUCACGCAUGUUGCAUUGCGCAUUUACUCGGCUCACGCAUGUUGCAUUGCGCAUCUACUCGGCUCACGCAUGUUGCAUUGCGCAUUUACUCGGCUCGCGCAUGUUGCAUUGCGCAUCUACUCGGCUCACGCAUGUUGCAUUGCGCAUUUACUCGGCUCACGAAUGUUUUAUUGCACAUUUACUCGGCUCACGCAUGUUGCGUACAUUUACUCGGCUCACGCAUGUUGCAUUGUGCAUUUACUCGGCUCACGCAUAUUGUAUUGUGUAUUUACUCAGCUCACGCAUGUUGCAUUGUGCAUUUUACUCGGCUCACGCAUGUUGCAUUGCGCAUUUACUCGGCCCACGCACACUUUUUGGAUUGCGCAUUUACCCGGUGCACACUCUUUGCACUGCACUUUCACCCGGUGCACACUCUUUGCAUUGCGCAUUCACCCGGUGCACACUCUAUGCAUUGCGCAUUUACCCGGUGCACACUCUUUUCAUUGCGCAUUUACCCGGUGCACACUCUUUGCAUUGCGCAUUUACCCGGUGCACACUCUUUGCAUUGCGCAUUUACCCGGUGCACACUCUUUUCAUUGCGCAUUCACCCGGUGCACACUCUUUUCAUUGCGCAUUUACCCGGUGCACACUCUUUGCAUUGCGUAUUCACCCGGUGCAUACUCUUUUCAUUGCGUAUUCCCCCGGUGCAUACUCUUUGCAUUGCGUAUUCACCCGGUGCACUCUUUGCAUUGCGCAUUUACCCGGUGCACACUCUUUUCAUUGCGCAUUUACCCAGUGCCACUCUUUGCAUUGCGCAUUUACCCGGUGCACACUCUAUGCAUUGCGCAUUUACCCGGUGCACACUCUUUGCAUUGCGCAUUUACCCGGUGCACACUCUAUGCAUUGCGCAUUUACCCGGUGCACACUCUUUGCAUUGCGCAUUUACCCGGUGCACAUUCUUUGCAUUGCGCAUUUACCCGGUGCACACUCUUUGCGUUGCGCAUUUACCCGGUGCACACUAUUUGCAUUGCGUAUUCACCAGGUGCACACUCUUUGCAGCGCGUAUUCACCCGGUGCACACUCUUUGCAUUGCGUAUUCACCCGGUGCAUACUCUUUGCAUUGCGUAUUCCCCCGGUGCAUACUCUUUGCAUUGCGUAUUCACCCGAUGCACACUAUUUGCAUUGCGCAUUUACCCGGUGCACACUCUUUGCACUGCACUUUCACCCGGUGCACACUCUUUGCAUUGCGCAUUCACCCGGUGCACACUCUAUGCAUUGCGCAUUUACCCGGUGCACACUCUUUUCAUUGCGCAUUUACCCGGUGCACACUCUUUGCAUUGCGCAUUUACCCGGUGCACACUCUUUGCACUGCACUUUCACCCGGUGCACACUCUUUGCAUUGCGCAUUCACCCGGUGCACACUCUAUGCAUUGCGCAUUUACCCGGUGCACACUCUUUUCAUUGCGCAUUUACCCGGUGCACACUCUUUGCAUUGCGCAUUUACCCGGUGCACACUCUUUGCGUUGCGCAUUUACCCGGUGCACACUCUUUGCAUUGCGAAUUCACCCGGUGCACAUUCUUUGCAUUGCGCAUUUACCGGGUGCACACUCUUUGCAUUGCAUAUUCACCCGGUGCACACUCUUUCCAUUGCGCAUUUACCCGGUGCACACUAUUUGCAUUGCGCAUUUAUCCGGUGCACAUUCUUUGCAUUGCGCAUUCACCCGGUGCACAUUCUUGGCAUUGCGUAUUCACCCGGUGCACAAUCUUUGUAUUGCGCAUUCACCCGGUGCACACUCUUUGUAUUGCGCAUUCACCCGGUGCACACUCUUUGCAUUGCGCAUUCACCCGGUGCACACUCAUUGCAUUGCGCUUUCGCCUUUUUCAGACAUUUCACGUUCGAAUUUGUACAGCUUUGGUACGUUAACCGUAAAUGUUGGGUUGAUAAGACAUAUCACCUAGGUUGCACGCAUUUACACACGUAAAUCUAGAAGAAAAUGAGAACUAGAAUUUACUCACUCUUUAGGUUUAUUAUCAUACCACAUAAGAGAUUAAAAUAUAUUCAUUCACCAGUG
Molecule: messenger RNA, 4493 nt
Organism: Nematostella vectensis (starlet sea anemone)
Lineage: Eukaryota; Metazoa; Cnidaria; Anthozoa; Actiniaria; Edwardsiidae
Product: putative protein CRIPAK
Exons: 2
Coding region: 2202-4403 (733 amino acids)
Source: RefSeq, a predicted model, not a curated record